AUGAUUCAAGGCAAGAGAGCCAGACGGCUUGCAUUGCUGCUAGCUUUAUUGUUGGCUGUAGACGAUAAAGCCCAGUGUCCAGACUACGUGGAGUACUCCAAGCUGGCCCACCCUCCAUUCUCGGACGGUUUGUUAAACUACCCGUUUAUGAGACCAGAUAGACUGUGCAGAACGUUUACCUCGAGGGCCGUGGAACACUUGAUCCAGGACUUGAAAAAAAGGGUUCUCGACGUCGACCUUGCCAGACUCAUCGAGAACUGCUUGCCCAAUACCUUGGAUACCACCAUUUUGUGGCACGACGACGGCGAUAUUCCACAAACGUUCGUUGUCACAGGUGACAUUCAUGCUGAGUGGUUGCGUGAUGCAGCCAGGCAAUUGUCGGUCUACCAGCCGUUGAUCAAAUACGACGAGAAGUUGAAAAAGCUUAUUCGUGGAGCCAUUGAGACACAGGCCUACUAUAUCACCACUGCUGCAUACUGCAAUGCAUUCCACCCUCCUCCAGGAUCUGGUGUCAGAAAGGCUAAAUCGGCAGUCGACGAUGUGUUUCCAAGACCCAACUGGAAACGUGUUUUUGAGUGUAAGUAUGAGUUGGAUUCGUUGGCUUCUUUUUUAACCAUCUCUAAUGAAUAUUUCGAGAAUUCAGAUGGGGACCUUUCUUUUGUUACCCCAACUUGGUUGGCAGCGUACGAAAAGGUCUUGAUAGUGAUGAAAAGAGAAUCCAAAACUACUUUUGAUGACGAGACUGGCCAAGCUAUGCCUUACUAUUAUAGAUUCAAGAGACAAACCAAUAUUGGUACAGAGACCUUGCCACUAGACGGGGUGGGUAACCCAGUUAAUUCCAACACAGGGCUCAUUAGAAGUGCUUUCAGACCAAGUGAUGAUGCCACCAUUCUCCAGUUUUUCAUUCCAGCAAACAUUCAUGCAUUGACUGAAUUACGAAAAGUGAAGGAAAAUAUCAUGACCCAAAAAUCGAUAGAAGACUUUGAAUUAAAAUUGUUGACUGAGGUUACUGACGAGCUCAUUCAAGAUAUUUCUUAUGGGCUUGAAAACUAUGGUAUAGUGGAACAUCCAAAAUUCGGAAAGGUCUACGCAUACGAAGUUGAUGGAUACGGUGGUAACAUUUUCAUGGAUGACGCAAACAUUCCAUCGUUAUUAUCCAUUCCUGACAUGGGCUACGUUUCUAGAGACGACCCAGUAUAUCAAAAUACCAGAAAUAUGGUACUUAACAAAACAGGAAACCCAUACUUUUUACAAGGGUUCCACUUCGAAGGGGUAGGUGGCCCACACAUUGGAAUUCAAAACGCAUGGCCGAUGUCUUUAUUAGUCAGAAUGAGAACUACAGAUGAUGAUGACGAAAUCCAAACAUCAUUGAAAUUUAUUAUGGAAAAUACUGCUGGAUUGGGAUUGAUGCACGAGAGUAUACAAGUAAACUCCAGGGGUGGGUACGACUAUACUAGAUCAUGGUUUGCUUGGUGCAAUUCUGAAUUCGGCAAGACGAUUUUGUAUUUGGCCAAGCACAAGCCUCACAUUAUUUUCAAGGCUGAGUGGGCGAGACCUUACAACCUUGACGAGGUUUUUUCAGGGUUUUCAAAUGAUUAA
Molecule: messenger RNA, 1599 nt
Organism: Suhomyces tanzawaensis NRRL Y-17324
Lineage: Eukaryota; Fungi; Ascomycota; Pichiomycetes; Serinales; Debaryomycetaceae
Exons: 2
Coding region: 1-1599 (532 amino acids)
Biological process (GO): carbohydrate metabolic process
Source: RefSeq, a predicted model, not a curated record